Molecule: messenger RNA, 12205 nt
Organism: Biomphalaria glabrata
Lineage: Eukaryota; Metazoa; Mollusca; Gastropoda; Planorbidae
Exons: 25
Coding region: 166-7755 (2529 amino acids)
Biological process (GO): DNA repair; regulation of transcription regulatory region DNA binding; DNA damage checkpoint signaling
Cellular component (GO): nucleus
Molecular function (GO): histone H3K79 methyltransferase activity
Source: RefSeq, a predicted model, not a curated record
AUAAAAUAUUUUGAGACUAGCCAACCUAUCUGUGCGAGUUUUUACGAGACUUCCGACGCUAAAUGUGGGUCAUUGAGUGAGAGAAGAAAUGGUCAAGUUGUGGAAAUGUUAUUUCAGAAUUUGACCAUUUCAUGGACGUGUUAGGCCUAGCUGAAAAGUGGAAUAAUGGCACAAAAAUUGAAGUUGCAUAGUCCGGUUGGUGCAGAGCCUUUGAUAUUGAAAUGGCCAGUUGCAACUUCGGAAGGCAAGGAGGGACCCGAAGAAAUUGUUGACACCAUAAGAUUGGUUUGUGAUGAUUUCUCCGAGCUUAAGACAGCACUGGAAACAAAGAUACUGAAGCCUGGGGAGGAUGUCUCAAGUUAUGACUAUGAACAGACAAAAAGCCUGUGUGAAAGGUACAACAAAGCAAUAGAAGGCAUCAGGCAGUUGAUGAAAGGUUCUGCCAAACAAAGACAGUUCAACAAACGAGCCUCCAUGAUGCAGCUCAAGCAUAUACUUCAGCAGUGUUACAACCAUUCAGUCACUGACCCAGAAAAGUUGAACCACUAUGAACCUUUCUCACCAGAGGUGUAUGGAGAAACCAGCUUUGAGUUAGUUGAGCAAAUGAUCAAAUCAGUCAAGUUCACAGAGUCAGAUUACUUUAUAGACCUUGGCAGUGGAGUAGGUCAAGUUAUACUUCAAGUCUCUGCUGCUACCAACUGCAAGUUUUGUUACGGUGUUGAAAAGGCUGAGUGGCCUGCAGAGUAUGCCGUGGGAAUGGAAAGAGAGUUUCACAGAUGGAUGAAGUGGUAUGGAAAAGAGCAUGGAGACUUUCUGAUUGAAAAGGGGGACUUCCUUCAUGAUGAUGUAAAAGAAAAACUAAAUAAGGCUACGAUAGUUUUUGUCAACAAUUUUGCUUUCGGCCCUGUUGUGGAUCAUGAGUUGAAACAAAGGUUUGCCAAUUGUCUGAAAGAAGGUGCAAGAAUAGUUUCUUCUAAAGCUUUCUGUCCUUUAAAUUUUAGAAUCACUGAAAGAAACCUGAGUGAUAUUGGUACUAUAAUGACCGUGGAAGAGCUGUCCCCUUUAUGUGGAGCUGUGUCUUGGACAGGGAAACCUUUUGCUUACUAUGUCCACACUAUUGAUAGAACUCUGUUAGAAAAAUAUUUCAUACGUUUAAAGAAUCCUGCCAAACGUGAUGAGUUAGAACCCAGGAAGGACAGAAAAGGAAGACCAGUGUUAUCAAUAAAAGAAAAAAUUAAUGGAGCCCUAUCUGCUGGAUCUGAUUCCAAUUCUAAUGGGCGCUGGCGGCGUGUUCGAGGAAGUCAGCGUGAAAAUGACUCUCCUCCUUCAGUGACCGCAGCUAAAGUUUUGGACUUUGACAGUAACUCUAACUCCAGUUUCACUAAUUCCACAACCAACAGUGCUGUGACAGAGGACAGUGGUACUGUUAUAUUUGGACCAACAACACGACGUCAGUGGAAUGAGUAUGUCAAAAAGCCACAAUCUCAGUCUGGCACAGAGAACGAUAAUGAUAGUUCUACUGCAGAUGCAGUGACUGAGACUAAAGUCAAAGAGGUCAGUAAACAGUUAAAGCAGAAAAAGAAGAGAAUGAAGACUGUGAAAAGACUCAAUAAUGGUGCACUGGGCAUGAGACAGAUGCAAGUGGGUAAGAAACCCCCAGCAGAGACAUCAGCAGUGAAAAGUAAGGCAGCAGUGAAACUCCGUCCCAGAUUGAACAGAAAUGUAGCUAAAAAGGGUAGUCCCAAUGGACCUGCACCAAUUCUGGCCACAAGUGGAAACCAGAGCCCUGUAACUCAUACCAUUUCCAGCAGUCCAGUCAGUAUGGCCAGCAGUGUUGCCUCAUCACAGCCACUGGACAGUUUGAAUUUACUACACGCCCAUACCAUCAUGUCUACUUCUGGAAAAGAUCCAACUGAGCAGGUUUGUUACAAUGAUAAGCGAAUGACAGAAACAUCCAGUGCUUACUUCAAGCCCACAGUUCAACAACAGACUGUAUCCAUGUUGGAGAAACAGGCUGGAGUUUUACAGUAUUUUGAAUCAUUUAAACAGAGUCUCUUGUCAUUUUUGGCUUUCAUGCAGACACCCCAGUACAAGGCAAUAUUGUUGUUGCAGAUUGAACAAGAAAAAUGCAAAAAUGCAGAGUUGCUUGCUAAAACUGAAGGUCUGGAAAAAGAAAUCUCCAUGUUACAAAGAGAUGGUGUGAAACUGAUUAAAGAUCGCUUAAAAGAAAUGGGGAUUAAAGCGGAUACUCCGCGAGAACUUAUCAGUCAGGCUAAAGACAUUGUGUUACAACACCAUGAGCUUAAGUCCCAGACUGCCUCGCUUGGGGCACAGAUAAAUGCUCUCCAAGCAGAACAUAAUCAAAAGAUUACUGCAUAUAAAAAUGUUAUGGACAGAAAAUCUUGCAUGCAUCCAAACAAAAAUGGAUUGACCAGCCACUCCAACAUGGUGAUGGACAAAGAUCAGUAUGAACAACGCAAGCUACUGGCUGAUGUGGAUCGUCUCUACACAGAGCUGCAAUUUUUACAGGAUGUCAAUAGGAAAUACACUUCUAAAAUGGAUUUUGGUGGUUAUUCUCAGCUAGAUCACAAUCUCAAUCACAGCAACAAGCAGCCAUUGCCUAAUGGAGUGAGCAAGUCUGCUGGCAUAACUCACUUAAUGAAAGAAAAGAAAGACAUGAAAGAGAAUUAUGAUACUUUUGAUGAGGUUUUGGUUACACUGAAAAGAGAAGUGACCACUGCCUUGCACAAUGGCAUGACCCGAAGUUCAGCUGUCAGGGGAAAGAUUGAUUCAAUCCCAAAGCAAGAAUCUGACAGACUGAUCAAAGGCAAUUGUUUGCAACUCCCAUUAAGUGUGGAGAUAUCACAAAAGCCAAUUGUUGGUGUGAGAGAGUUUGAGCCAAAGCCCAAGAAGAGUGUAGGGCAGCCAUUCAAGAAACCUAGCACAUCUGUCAAGGAAGUGGCAGAUGAAUCUAAAACAUCAUUACAUGUAUCCUCUCCCUGGAUCCCAGAUACAAUGGAGGUAGCUUCAGUUCCAAACUGUAAUUCACGUAUUCUUCCCCCUGGUACCAAAAUUGAUAUAAAAAAAGCACCCAAGCCUAAUGGGGUGAAGAAUUUGCUCAGGGGUAAAAUCACAGAAAAUAUAAACUUUACUCAGCUACAAAACUCGGAGUCUGUUAUCUCUCACAUCAGUAAAAGUAAUGCCCUUGCCAGCUCAGUCUCCUCUACAUCACUUCUGUACACUGAUAUAGAAAAAUCAGCAGCUGAGGACUUGAUAUCCUUGAAAGAAAGCAUUUCUAGUCCAAGUAAAGACAAAGCUACGCUCAAUCACAAUGCAACUGUUAUAACCCCAGUUCAUAGGAUACAUUCCCAAAGAGAAAUCAUAGUCUCAACCCAAAAGAAAGGCAGCAGUAUCUAUAGCAGCAGUAGCAGUAACAAUUUAAAUGACUCUGCAAAGAGUGCAAUAACUUCCUCACCUGAAGGGAUGGUUAAUGCUUCCAGAAUCAGCCAUCCACCCAGUGGUAGCAUUCUCUCUCAGGGAUUUUUAAAACAGAGCUUGAAUGUGGCCACUACAAGCUCAGAGAGAGCAGUUUCUCAAAUGAGUGUUAUGUGCAAUAUGCCAUUGGCCAAUGGAUACCUUAAGCAUAAAAGCUCUGAGGUGGCAAUUAACACACCAGCAAAAAUCCGAAGUAUUGAUUCCAGAAAUGAUGUCAAAACAUCAUCAUCAUCAACCCCUUUGCAGUUAGGCCAAGUUUUUCAAUCGAUGCAGACCCCAAUGUCCAGCCUGGCUCAGAUAUUGACCACUAGUGCAGAGCAAAGCCGUGGAGCCACUGGUGGGUCAAUCCUGAGCUCAAGUCUUGGGCACAUAGUUAGCAGUGUUUCCCGUGGUGGUGGCUCUGUUCCAUUUGUCACUAUUCAGUCCCCACAUGUGAAUGCUGUGCCCUCUACUCAGACUACAAAUGGCUUACAGCCUGCUUUGCUUAAAAUCUUGCAGCAGCCAUUGUUAUUACCUCCCAAACCCUCAACUGGGAGUCAUGGCAGCCUUACAAAUGGAGUAACUGGAGCAUCACUCUCUCUAACAAGCCAAGUGCAGCAGAACUCUUCUGAAUCAUUGGGACAUACUGUCAAAUUAUUGGAUGGAAAAGGUUGCUUGCAGUCACCGCUGCAUAACUCGCUAGUGGUUACUGAAUUGGAUGUAGAUGUAGGUAUGGCACAGGACGAGCAAUGUAGCUUGGCACCAAGCACAUAUAAGUGUUUAAAUGAGGACCCGUCAGAAGUUGACAUAUUAGAUUCAAAGCUAUAUGUGGGGAGACGACAGACUCGAUCCUUUCAUGCCUCAACUAGUAGAGCUUGUGAACCCUAUGCCAAAAUAUUGACAUUUUUGGAGGGAGGUAAAACUGAUGAGAACAACUUCAUUUACUCUGAUUCACUUCAUAAUGACAUGGAAAUGGAAGGUUGCACCUACAAAUCUAGGAAAAGUUUGGCAGUGCUAUUGAAGCGUGAGGCAAAGCUUGAAAAAAUGGCAGAAACCAAGAGUGAAAUUGAAAUUUUAAAGAACCAUUCUUUAAAUAGUAUUAAUAAUAAAAAGUGCAAUACAAGUUUAAUAGAUGUGACUCUACCAACGUCACAGUGUGAACAUGUGCUGGAUGCAGGUGCCUCUGGCGCACAAAAUGUAGUUUGUAUGGAGACACAAAACAAUACAAAAGAUUCACUUGAAAGUGAUGAACCACUGGAGCAAUGUAAUGAUCAUGUGGACUGUGCUGUCAAUUCUAAGAACGGGAACAUUGAAAAGACAUUAGGGUCACAAACUAGUCAGACUUUACUUGAAGAUGACAAGCACAAAAAAAGUUCAACUUCUGUCUCUCUGCAUCACAAGUCUGGAGUAUUUCAUUCCAAGUCCAGGGCUCUAAAUGAUAGUGCCCAUCAAAUGAAUCAAGAUUCCAGUCAACCACAAAAACUUGAGAAAACUUAUGCUAAUGAUCUCAAAGCUAAACUAAGACAAAGCAAGACUCCUGAAAGUUCCAUUACAAAAGUUGACCAGCCCAAAAGAAGAGAUUGGUCUUCUACAUCUGUGAAAAAACAAACAGUCUCAAAGGUUUCUAAAAGUCAUGCAAGACAUUCAAAAGAAAGAGAUUUAUCUCCUGGACCACCAAAACUAGAAAGAGCUAUAUCUCCUCCAGUUUUAAGGAGACGAUCAGUUACAGACAAAAAUGAAAAGACUACAGACUUGAGCAAUGAAAAGGUCAACUCAAAUUUCCAUAACAACCAAGAAUCUAAAAAACAUUCCCAUCGCUCUGUACAAAGGUGUAACAGUAGAUCUCAUUCUAAGAAACACAGAUCAUCCAGCCCAGUGAGAAAGUCUAGAUCUCCCAGAGUCAAAGAAAGAGGUUCAGUGUCCCCUAACCAUAACAAAAGGCACACCAUAGACUCAUUAUUUCAUAAAGGUAGUCAUAUGUCCACAGAGUCAGUGAGAAGCUCAUCAAAGUCAAGUGAUAAAACUGCCAUUAAGUCUAACAGUAGACAUUCUUCAAGCAGUUCCUUUCGUUCUAAAAAGAGAUCCAAUGCUAAGAACUACAAUGCCGAUAAGAAAAAAAAUAAGAAGAAAAAAUCCCCCAAAUUAGACUCACAUAAUGAAGAACCAGCAUAUUCUAAAGAGAAAUCAAUCUCUGCCAUGAUGUGUAACAACAGUCAGGCUUUAAAAGUUGAGCACAGUCCAGGCAUGUCUUCAUCUCAACAGGUAUGUCCAUCAGAGUUUAUCAAAUCAAAUCAGGAAAAUUUAGAUCAUCCUUUGAUACAGUUAAGCCAUUUAGAUAGCCCUGAUAGCAUGUUGACUCCUAAUUCAAUGUCUGCCAAUGGGGACACUGAUAGUGCAGAUGUCAUGACAUUCUGUACUGAGGAUGGCAGCUCUAAACAGUGUCCUGAUGAUAUUUUAGAUGCAUGUUUGAACAAGGAGGUUGUUACUCAUACAUUCCCUGAUGUGGAGCAAUUCUCCUUGCCCUUAACUCCUCAAAAAACACCCAACUCUUGCCCUAAUUCUCCUUUUACAGAUACCUCUUUGAUGUCAACUGAUAAAAUAUCAGAAGACACUACAUUGUCUCAACAAGAAAGUCAUCAAACUACAAAGGCAAUGGAGGUAGCUGUAGAGGAGCCUCCAUCACAAAAUAUUAAAAAAGGCCCUCAUACCCCCCCAGGCUCGCCACUGUUCAACCAUCAGAGUAGAUCAAGGUACCCAAGUAUCAGCAGUUCAUCAUCUCGUGGGUCAAGCUAUGAUUCCAGCAGCAGCAGUAGUUCAUACUCAGAUAGCAGCUCUGAUGAUACCAAGAAAAGAAAACGCAGACGUUGCCAGGAUAAAGUAAAGAAGACGCCACCCAGAAAACUAUCUACAUUGAAUCCCCCUAUCAAUUUGAGCAUUGGCUCUCCACCUAUAGCAACUGUGCAAUAUUCUCCUAUGCCAAAUCCAAGUGUGACUGGCUUUAAUUACAACCAACUCAGGAUGGGCCCGGGAUGUGCAUUAUCUCCUCUGUCAGUUUGCACACAACAGAGCUCAGGGUAUCAGAUGGUUACUAGUGAUACAAUGCGCAGUCCUAACUUGUUAAAAAGCCCAAAUAGCAGUUGUACUCAGAAGCAGUUUCCUUCUUUACAUACUCCUCUACUCUCUCCUAACUCAGCUGUAAGCUCAUCAACAGCGCAUAUAACUCAUUCAGGAAAUAUCCAUAGUAAUGACACCAAAACCAGCCUCGAUACUAAAAAUAACCCAGACUUUGAACCAGAUCUUAACUCAGAGAAUCUAGAGGAUUCCUUAAAAAGAAUUACCAAUGUGUCAUUGUCUAGACCAAAUUCUUUGGAUUUGGUUACCAGUACUAUUAAAGAAGAGCAUUCUUCAGUCUAUAAAGUAAAGAAUGUGGCAGUGAGAGAUUUUGAGACUAUAGUUAAAGAUCAUAAUGCCAACCACACAUCCCUAAUAACAUCCAACUCGAGUACAACCACUGCUUUGUUAUCACCGUGCUCAGUCAAGAACAGGAAGUAUAACACAGUAAGUCCUGUGGUGGAGUCCACCUUUUGUGCAACUACUUGUGAAAAAAUGAGUGUUGCAGCUGGAUUUGUUGAGCCAUGCAGCCCACAGCAAACUCCAUCAGUGAUGACACAUAUGAAAUCAUUCAGCAAGCAUUCAGGUGUUGAUAGUUUAUGCACAAAAGAUGUCAAAGAAGUGAAAAAUGUGGAUUUAAUUGAACCUCAGUUUUAUUCAUUCUCCCAGCAGUCUUGCAAUCACCAGCAACAGCAGCAUCUGCAACCUUCUUAUAAUCACCACCAGCCAUCUAAGAUCUUGCCAGUUCAGCGAACUCAGUUACCCCCCUCCCAUGGAAUGCCUCAUCACUUUCAUUCUCAUGGCCUGCAGCCACCCAACACCAGUAGGCUAGGGUUUGCACCUCGCUCAGGACACCACCUGCCACAAUGGAACUCCAUUGGCCCUCAUGGUCACACACCAUACCCCCAUGGUGGACUGCCGCGCUUCAACAAGACCAGGCAUCCGCUUCGUCCUCCAGGGCAUCCUACUGGAUUUCGUGAUCCAAGCCUGGCUGAGCAUUCCCACACUGGCAAGGACUUUAACCCUCAUGGAGCAGUGGACCAGUCGUAUGGGCCAGGUCAGUGGGACCAUCAUCCCCCUUAUCGCAUAGGUUUAGGAUCAUCUUGUGGUUUGGGUCGUGUCUACCAGCACAAGCACUACUAUCACAACAAAAUCCACCCUCAUCAUUAAUGGAUUUGCGAUGGAUUGUCGUCAUGCCAAAGCCAACAAAGAAUGGGCAGAUAGCAGUGAGCAGUACUAUGACAAACCCACAAUGAUGGCUGUGUUUCAAUCAGACACAUUUACGCUCUGUUAUUGUAGCUUUUUUUUUUCCUUUGAUAGAAUACUUGGGUUUUGUAUUUUAACCACUGUACAAACUUGUCCCUCACCCCCCAUCUCCCAAAAAAAAAACUUUUUAAAAUGUAUUGAUUUUUUUUUUAUUGAGAAAUUUUUUCUAUUAUUGCCAACAAAAAAACUGAACUUGUGUGCUUGAGUAGAUUAGUGUGUUAGUAUGUGUAAACAAGAGAGGCACACACACAUAGAGUAUCUGUGUCUUGUUAUACUUAAUAGAAUAUUCCCCCUUGAACCAUAUCUUUCGAAAAUUACAAGAUGUGUCUAUGAUAGCAUUAACCCUCCCCCUCUGCCCAGACCUCCUUCCCUCUGUCCCCUUUAUACAGUUGUACACUUUACAGUACAAUAUUCCAGUUAGUUGAGUUUUAUUCUUUUAUUUUUUUUUUUGCUUACUGCUUCAAAGGCAGUAUUAUAUGUAAUUUAUAUGGGCUGAAAGGAUGAUGUCAGUGAGCAUGUUGACCUGAUGUAGUCUUUAACACUGGGACAAGGGCAAGCUGCAACAAUAGUUUGUGUUGAGUGUUAUCCAGUGAGUUCAUGACUUUGCUGAUGUGUUCAUUUCAAAACACAUUGAGAGUAUUUGUACGGUUUUUUUUAUCCAAGAGAAGUUAAUGUGAUGAGUUUUUGUAUGGCCACUUUCAACUAGCACAGUGGUAGACCCUUGUAUGGUUAGAGUUGUUUCAUUUAUUUGUUACUUUUCUAAAGGCAGCCUGUUCAAGAAAUGCAUGUGUACUCAAAUGGCAUCCUUGAGUUACAAUUUAUAUCGUCCUAUUGUUUUGUUUUCAAUAAAACACAUCAAUGAAUCACAUUGUCCUAAAAGUACUUCCUCUUCCCCCAUCUUUAUGAAUAAUAAGAAUGCUAAUACUAUGCCAUGAAAUAACAAAACAGCAAUGCCGGGUAAAUGGUGAUAGGUCAGGCAGUUGCUGAGGACAGCCCUAAUUCCAAAUAGCUGUACUUAAUCCAUUGAUUUGGUUUGAAGUGAUUAUUGUAUUGCCCUUAUAGGGUAGCAGUGAAUGACUCAUUCAUAUAUUUCCCCAUCAUCUCUAGAGUCUAGGAUAUUUCAAUUGUAUUUAUUUAUGUGUAUCAAAUAGAGAUACUGCAUGAACUGUUGAGUGUUUGAGAUUAGAUAAAGCAUGUUAUUAAUGAGACCACAUCUAUCUGUUAUGCUGAGUAUGUGAGAGAUAGACCCACCUACAUUAGAAAGAACAAUGUUUCUUUCUAUUAUGGGGUGGGGAUGAAUGAAAAUUGUUUUGGGUAAUAAACGUGUCCUUUCAACUCCUCAAUGUAAUUGGUUAGUUUCCUUAUGUUGCUAUCAAAAAGAAGUUAAAACAUUAGACUUUUUUUUUUAAAGUCAUAAUGAUUUUGCUUCACACCAAAGGAUAACUAUAAACUUUAUAGUGUUUAAAUCAAGAUACCUAUAAUUUAAUAAUCUUUAAACAUUUUAUAUGAUUGUGGACCCAGUAAAUAGACCACAUUAAUAUCUAGCUACUCUAAAUCACGAUGAAACCAAAACUUUGUGGUGUCUCAAAAGUGAAAGGUUAACUAAUAUUCAGUACAUUUGUGUAUGGUCCCAAGACACUGUUUGCAUCUUUUUUUACUUAGAUGUUGUGUAUAGAUGACUUUGAAAGCAGGUUUUACUAGGCUGUAAGUUAACAUUUUAUUUUAUUUCCAAUGUAGUUGAAAUACCAACGUCCAAUACAUGUUUUAAAUUGUAGGCUUGAAAUAAUGUGUAUAUUUGAUAUCAAUGUUAUUUAUUGCUUUCAGUGCCCCUGGUGUCAGGUUUUGUUUAAAUUUUUAUCACCUUGAAAAAUUUUACAAUGUUUUUUUUUAAAUUACUUUUUGAUGAAUGGCAAGCGAAAUAUUUUUUUUUUUUUCCAAUUGUUUUUUAUGUUUAGUAACUGAAAGAAGUUGUAAUUACGGGAUUUCUUUCUGAAUGUUUCUAUCUAUCCAGAUAUUUAUUAUGUUAAUAAAUGUGUGAUGAAUGUAGUUACAAACACACCUCAGGUGUGUAUUUCAGUGGCUUCAUAACAAACAGUUAGCAGGGACAGAUUGUGGAUAAUUCAAUUUGUUAAAAUUUUGCUUACUCUGUUUGUAAUGUCCUCUUGUUGGGUUUUGAGAAAACAAAAAAAAAAAAUUGCUUUGUUUGAGUGAAACAACUUCAAGCCUGUUGAAAAUAUUGUCAAAUUAAAAAAACAAAUUUUUCAAAAAUGUUAUAUUAAAAAAAAAGACUUUUUAAGAGGAUUGUAUCUAUUAUUAUUAAUUUUAAUGUAAACAUUGGUAAUUUCUUGGUCAUUUCUUCCCCUAUGUAGCCUGAUGUUUAAAUAUUGUACAUAAAUUACAGAUGAUAAUGUUCUAUAAACUUGAGCAAAUAUCCUUUGAAUGUGUCUAGGUUUUGUACAUACACAACUCUAUUACUAUUAGCUGUGUACAUUACAUAAUGUUUAGUGUUCACAACAUACUUAAAUGUUGUUGGUCUAGAAAAGAUUCUUGUGGAAUCACUUCCUGUUUUUUUGUGUGUAGUCUCUCUUUAGACACUGCUACUCCCUAGGCUUGGAAUUGUUGGAAGGAAUAAAGGCUGGGACAGGUUGGCUUGUAUCCGUCUGCUAGAACUUAGCUUGUUUAUUCCUUGAUGACAGCAUUAUCUGAAGGUGUUGGACAGAUGUGAUCCAGUCAGUAUUGUUUGUGUUGUGUGGAGGCUCUAGGCUUGAGCCUCGUCCUGUGAUACAAACACGCCAGGGCUAUUGUAACUUGUGUUGAUAUUGGACAGCAUGUCCCUCUUGCAGUCGCCAAUUUAAACACAGAAAAAUAUAAAAUUUUAUUAUUAAAUUAUUCAAUUAAAAUGUAUCAUUUAAUAUAAUUAAAAAAACAUAUUUUUUGCUAGUGCACUUCAAAAAAAAAAUUCUUGGUUUCAAAUGUUUAAAAAAAAAAUGAUUUGUUGUCUUGUAACUCUAGUGUCUCCAUUUUUUUGUUAGCCUUAACUUGGUCUCUGCUUCUUUUGAUCUGUUAGUACAAUUUAGACUUGGUUGUCACCCCAAUUGCUUAUUCAGAUUGUCCUUCGCUUUUGUCCUGUUGCUUUGGUUGAUAUGUAUCACUAUUAGUCAUCUAACAAUUCUUAUAUCAACACAGUGGAGUUCUAGUACUAGUUACUGUGUCCUGUCAAAACCUUUUUUUUUUUUCAUUUUGAUCAUACACUUGUUUGUUUUUUAAAUAUUUUAAAACAAAAACAUUUUAAUUUAUGCUAAAGUGUCGAAAAUGAAAUUUUUUAAAUGGAGUUUUAUUUAAUCUGCACUUGUUAGUAUAUAAUUGAAAAGUAAUGAUAUGUUUAUAUAAUGGUAUAUAUAUUCUUUAUAAAACUUUUUUUUUUUAAAUAAAGUAAGAACUGCAGAGGAAAAAAUAAUUAAGCAAAGCAUAUUGUUGCCUUGAGUCUUAAGACAUACAGCAUUGAUAUUGAAUCAUAAUACAUACUUCACCAUCCAACAUCUGCCAUUUGUGGCCAAAUCAAUGCAACUGUGAUCAAACAACAAUGAUAUUGAAUCAUGACUAUAACACUCACCAUUGCCAUUAGCCAAGCAGGCAAAUACAUAUAUUUUUAUUUAAUUACUUUUUCUGUUCUAGUAAAUGCUAAGCAUUUACUUAUAUUUUAUCUAGCGACUUGGCAUCUGUGGAAGAGAUGCAGUAGAUACACUAUGGCCAGAGAUCAUGGGACACUUGAGACUUAUUUAAAUCUGUUCUGUGAGGGGCCAUACAUAUGUUUUUUUUAAUAAUGUCUAAAGCAAGGCCAAUGCUAACCUACCUCAAUGCAGCAUUGAGAACAUCUUCAUUUGAUUAUUGCUGCACUCUUCAUCUUUACUCAUCUGUUCCUAAUAACUGAGGCAAUUGUUGUGGGGUUGCUGUUACAUCUUUGUCCCCUCUGAGCCUCAUCAUAGCUCUGCUAGUGCGAGUAUAACUGUGAAGUCAUAAGCAUUGUAACUUAAUGUUUUUUUUUUUCUACACUGACCUACAUAUAAUUUGCAAUCUAAACAUUUCUGAGAAACUAUUUUUAAAAAAAGCAACAUAAAAAAACUAGGUCAAAUUUAUAUUCAAAAUGAACAAUUUGUGUACUUUGAACUUUUGACACUUAUUUUUGUGUGUACUUUUAUGUUUUUCUGACCAUAAACCAAUUUUUUUUUUUUUUCUUUCAUGACUCUUUCCAUUUGUUGAAGCAGAUGUAACAUUAAAUGGAACUUUUUUUUUUCUGUGGUGGCUAGAUGUAUGUUUUAUGUUUCAGAAAAAAAAAAAAAAUUUUCCACUGGAG